GCGGGUGUACCUGAAUCUGGAUCUAAACACAAAUUUAGUGACAGGCAUCCGGAAGUCGAUUAUCGUUUGGCAGGUUUCUUAUUUACAGCCGCAUCUCUAAUCGCAGCUCUUCCCCACCCGGAAUAUGGCGACCAUUCGCCCACGCAGCGCGAAAGAGCCUUUCGAGAUACACCACGAUGAGCUGGAGGAGGAGUCCACGUACGAUGAGCAUGGCAGCUUUGAUAGUGAUGUAGGAGACUCCGUGGCGACGAAGCCAUGGGAGACAGAGCAGAAGGAUUGGGAUCAAGACUCCUCGUCUGACCUCGAUGAGCCUAUCGACAGUUCAGUGCUACAGGAUAUGGAUAAAUUUGAGGCAAGUUUCAAGGACAUAAAGGACCGCUUCCGGCUGAUAAAUAGGAUUGGAGAAGGUACAUUCUCGACUGUGUACAAGGCGGAAGAUCUUUUAUAUGAGGCAUAUGAAAACGACUGGGAUAUUGAAGAGAAGGAAAAUGCUAAAUGGAUGACACCACCCUUGAAGAAGCGUCGGACAGAAGGGCAAGAACAGGAUGAUUAUGGACGACGGAGACGGCGGCCAAGAUACGUUGCUAUCAAAAAGAUCUAUGUCACCAGCAGCCCUGCCCGAAUUCUCAACGAGUUGGAGCUUCUCAACGCCCUGAAAGGCUGUGAUUCCGUAUGUCCUCUCAUCACGGCAUUUCGAAAUACAGAUCAAGUCGUUGCUGUUCUCCCAUACUUCCGGCACACCGAUUUUCGAAACUACUUCCGGGAUAUGACGGUUCCGGACAUGCAAAUCUACUUUCGGUCACUCUUUACAGCCCUCGCUGCAGUCCAUGCCAAAGGGAUUCUACACCGUGAUAUCAAACCGACCAACUUCCUCUACGAACCGGAAAAGCAACGCGGAGUGCUUGUGGACUUUGGUCUCGCCGAGAAGGAGUUUACGGACAGUAAGCCAUGUCUUUGUACGGAGUCAUCUGCAGAACGACGCCGCCGCGUGCAAUCGAGUAUAGCAGCUGCAAUGGGCCCCUCAAGCGGAUAUCCACGCAACGACUCCCGACCCUCCCGACGUGCCAACCGCGCUGGGACUCGAGGUUUCCGUGCCCCGGAAGUGCUCUUCAAGUGCACGGAGCAGACGACCAAGAUCGACAUCUGGUCCGCUGGGGUGAUCCUGCUGACCAUCCUAUCCAGGCGCUUUCCGUUUUUCAACUCGGCCGAUGACGUCGAGGCCAUGAUUGAGAUUGCUACGAUCUUCGGGGUUAGGCGGAUGAAGGCCUGCGCGUACCUGCACGGAGCCUGCUUCGAGACCAGCAUCCCGACGAUUGGGCAAGCGGGAUUCUCCCUCGAGAAGAUCAUCCUGUGGUCGACGUGCAGGAACGAUGGGGGGAAAGCGGGAGGGCCGGAGAUCCCUCUGACGGAGGAAGAGAAGCUGGCGGUUAGUUUCCUGGAACGCUGCUUUGAUUUGGAUCCAAGAAGGCGUAUCAGUGCAGAGGAGGCGUUGCAGCAUCCGUUCCUAAAGGUGAAGGGGGAAGAGGAGGUGGGCUUGGAUGAUGAGAUGCAUAUGCUGUAAAAUACCAUAAGAUACCAUGGGACGCUUGCUAUCAAGGAGUCUAAAAAGCAUUGGCGGCGCAUAGAAAAGCUCGGAGGCGUUCGUUGUAUAUACUUAGCGGCGUUGUCACUUUUUGGCGGUCCUGGCUUGUAAGCUCCAGGUAGAUACCAUAGCAGCACAAAUCAAUCACAACCAUAAAUCGUAACCUCACAGGUGGAGCCACACAGAACACAGCAAGAGCAUGGAUUUCGAAGCCUUUUUCAUUCGUUCUUUUCAUUUGUAGAGAAC
This is a messenger RNA of Amorphotheca resinae ATCC 22711, 1828 nucleotides long. RefSeq lists its product as hypothetical. Gene Ontology annotation, molecular function: protein serine/threonine kinase activity; ATP binding. The transcript has 2 exons. Bases 125 to 1561 code for a protein of 478 amino acids. The record is from RefSeq and is a predicted model, not a curated record. NCBI's taxonomy places the organism in Eukaryota, Fungi, Ascomycota, Leotiomycetes, Helotiales, Amorphothecaceae. Gene Ontology annotation, cellular component: nucleus. Gene Ontology annotation, biological process: protein phosphorylation; mitotic DNA damage checkpoint signaling.